AUGGCUGAAGAAAUUUUUACAAUUAAUUUAAAUUAUAACGGGCUUUAUUUUAAUGCCCAGGUAGACAGAGAAACGUUCUUGGAAGUUAAUAAAGACACUGAAUUAUUACAGCGGUACACGAAACAAAUAUACCAGCAAUGUUUUCAACAAGUUGGUGUAGCUGAUCUGGAACCUUCCUCUCCGUUAAAAGAAAUUGAAGUUCCAUCUGAAAAUGUUUUAAGAUGGAAUGACAAAUUAACCAAAUUAUUAAUUAAAGAACGGUUGGUAAUGGAGGCAGAUUUGGCACAUCCUAAAUGCUGCAAAAUAAAAUUGUGGCAAGAACUUGCAAAAAAAAUUAAUAAAAUAUGCACUAAAGUAUCCAGUGGGAUUCCACCAGCUGAAACUAUAGGAAACAGCUUAGUUCAAAAAUCAGCUGUAACCAGAGACAACCUAGUUGUCUCUGAUGUAACAGAGGAAACGGAAAAUAGUGCUGUACGCAAAAUUACAAUUGAUAAAAAAAGAAAAAAUACUGGUAUGUCUUUCUAG
Molecule: messenger RNA, 525 nt
Organism: Psylliodes chrysocephalus
Lineage: Eukaryota; Metazoa; Arthropoda; Insecta; Coleoptera; Chrysomelidae
Source: the annotation of a GenBank genome assembly